Molecule: messenger RNA, 2700 nt
Organism: Emericellopsis cladophorae
Lineage: Eukaryota; Fungi; Ascomycota; Sordariomycetes; Hypocreales; Bionectriaceae
Exons: 2
Coding region: 1-2700 (899 amino acids)
Source: RefSeq, a predicted model, not a curated record
AUGAAUACCCAGAACAUGAACUUUGACCAUGUCAAAUCUCCUCGGCAGUGGCCGCCACAGUCUCACUCCUCCGAGACCUCACAUCCGCAUUGUCACCACCUACGUGGGAACCACCAGCGGAACCACCAUCACCGACCAGACGGCGAGGAGUCCUCACCGGCAGAUUCCCUCGCCCCAGAGCCGUCGAUAGCGCCAGCGGCGGCACCGAUAACUCCCUCGCCACCGUCCACGUCGGCGGGAAUCUACGGCCCAUACCGACACCAAAGCUACAUCCUCCCCCCGAGGAUCAAACCUCUGUCUCAGACGGUGCGCUUCGACGAGACCAAUCUCGCCAUGCUCACUUCGCCACCUACCGGUGCUCCCUCCAUCAUGGGGCCUGCGCCCAUGCAGGGGCUGAAAGACGCCCUGGCCGUGGCUGCUGGGAAAGUGACGCCGGGCGUGGACGACGCGCCAUAUAUCCAGUAUGCGAUCCAGGCCCUGACCAGACGGCGGGCGAAUGAAAAUGACGAGGAUGACGAUGAGUACUCGGACGGAGGAUUCGAGGAGGAGAUGGAGGGCAUACCGACACCACCAGAAGAAGAGGAUGGGCUGUUGAGGAGGCCCGACAGCACGCACCGCAGGGGCUUGCAACGACAGUCUGCAAGUAGCACAAACAGACAGUCAUCACAACGACAGCGCGAAGCGCAGCUCUUGAUUCAGACACCCGCAAGUCCACUACAACAACGCCAGCGCGCAGAUAGUCUUCGGAGUCAGUCACUUUCGCAGCACGAGGACUUUCGGACGUUAUCGCCGGUGACAUUGAGACCAUACUCGCGCGACACGGGGCUCGACUUUCCGUCGACGCUCCCACCCACCUCCGAGACACCGGCACCGCCGCUCUCCCAAACACCGCUGCCCCCUCUGCCGCCGAGCAACACAUGGGUGCCCGUCACCAAGGAGAUGAGGGACAACUUCUAUCCCAACGACAACACGUGCCCUCCACUGACGUUCAAGCCUCGCAUCCUGCGGCCCUUUUCCCUGCUUCUCUUCACGGCCCUCUGCGCAUUCAUGGCGGCCGGUGCCGUCGCCUCGGCUGCGUACUCGAGCCAGCAUGACGGUCUGGUCGACUACCCCGGAACCAUCUAUUCCGGCUCGUACUUCCUCUUCCGGAUCCUGCCACAGCUCAUCGGCGCCGGCAUCCUUCUGUAUGCGCAGAAUAUCGUCUCGACGUCUACGCGGAUCUUCCCUCUGACGACCAUGGCCAGCGAAGACGCACGUGAGCGCUACCUCGCACUGUUCCAGAAGCUCCACGUCCCGACAUUUCUAUACCCGUCCUUACAGGGCCCCUGGCAGAUCCGAUUGUUCAAUGUCGCAACGUGGCUUUGUAUCUUCACGGUGCCCCUGCUGAGCUCCUUGUACACCUGCAUCCUGGUCGACGGCGAGUGGACAUGGGCCGCCGCCCAAGGCGUGGCCUACACCCUCCUGGUGCUAUACGCCAUCCUUGGCCUGUCCGCCAUCGUCCUCAUGACAUUCUGGUUCCGACGCUGGACCGGUCUGCUGUGGGACGUCCGCUCCAUCGCAGACAUCCUGCCGCUCCUCAACAGGUGCAACUCGGUCGACGGCUACCGGCGUGCUGCCGAGACUAACACUACCAUGGCAGAGAUCAAGGACGCCCUCGAGGACCACUAUUUUGAUCGCCUGGGAUACUGGCGCACGGACACGAGUGGAGGCACGUGGUACGCCAUGGGCUCCUCGGGCCCACCAGCCGACGAGAGCGCGGUGCAGAACAUCAUGGGGCGACGUCCUGCGUCGGUCACAUCGCGUGACACGUCUGUGCCGCCGCAGCAGCAGCCGCCGUCCUUCAUGUCGUCUGCCGUCAUGUCCUACCUCCCACUCCCUCUCAGGACCUUUCCGCUGGUCGUGGCCGCGUCGCUCUCGGGCGUCCUGCUGCUGGCGUUGCUGGUCGUCUCGUUUCUCCCACAGACGCGCAUUGACCGGGGCUUUGAGCCCCUGCUGCCCGCACGACCCAUCAACAUGGCCUUCUCGGCCGCCAACUUUCUGUACAGCUUUCUGCCCAGCUGCCUGGGCAUGAUCGUGUUCCUGCUCUUCCAGUCGCUCGACCACACGCUGCGGACGGUGCAGCCCUGGGCCGAGAUGACCACACCCGACGGCGCGUCGGCACGCAAGUCCAUCCUCGCCGAGUACGCCGCCUCCAGCGCGUUCGGCGCCGUCUUUAGCGCGGCGCGGGUCGGUCACUGGCGCGUGGCCGUGACCAGCCUCACGAGCCUCCUGGCACUGGGCAUUCCCGUCCUCGCGGGUGGUCUGUUCAUGGCUCUGACAGGCCAGGACGGGGCCGUGCGAAUGUUCCCGUCCGUUCCCGUCUACGGCGUCCUCCUGUCUCUGCUCUUCCUCACGCUGACGGCUCUCACGCUAGUUAUUCCUCGACGGAACGGCUUCCGGCUCCCGCACGAGGUGGACACACUGGCGGGUAUCAUCACGCUGUGCGUGGCCCGGGACACGGUGGGCGACGAGGCGUUUCGUGCCGUGCGCUCGAGGGCUGAUCUCGAGGGUCGUCUGGGCGCGGACAGGAAGAGUGAUCCCCGAAGUGAGAGUGUCUGGACGUUUGGACACGGUGUGCGGGAUGAGUUGGUGAGUGUCCGUCGGCUGAAGCGGUACACGGAGAAGGGGAAGAUCAUGAAGAUGAUGAACUACGGUGUCUAA